Penicillium pulvis is the source of this 282-nucleotide messenger RNA. RefSeq lists its product as uncharacterized. The record is from RefSeq and is a predicted model, not a curated record. The transcript has 2 exons. NCBI's taxonomy places the organism in Eukaryota, Fungi, Ascomycota, Eurotiomycetes, Eurotiales, Aspergillaceae. The coding region runs from base 1 to 282 and encodes 93 amino acids.
AUGCCCGAGUCUUAUCGGGCAUAUGAGAAGCGAGGUGAUUAUCCUGCCGAUGUGUCCAAUGAAUCCAGCCAUGGCUUGAAAGAAUGUUUCCGCCAAACAGUGACUCGACACAUUGUGCUACGGAUUAAGGACGUUUCCAUCAAGGGUCGUGAAGUCAGAUACACUCGAAGAACGUCUACAGGCCACAGGGAAAAGGAAAUAACAUGCACGGAGCAAGGGGGAAGAAGAAAUACGAAUGGAGAGAGCGAGCUGCACGGGUUCUUCGAUAGUACUGUGUACUAG